Molecule: messenger RNA, 2293 nt
Organism: Paramormyrops kingsleyae
Lineage: Eukaryota; Metazoa; Chordata; Actinopteri; Osteoglossiformes; Mormyridae
Gene: nxf1a
Product: nuclear RNA export factor 1a
Biological process (GO): poly(A)+ mRNA export from nucleus
Cellular component (GO): cytoplasm; nucleus
Molecular function (GO): protein binding; RNA binding
Source: RefSeq, a predicted model, not a curated record
CGCCCGCUAGUGACCUACCAGCUCGUUUAGAAACCGGCGGGAGGUUGGCAGGUUGCCACAGUUACCGGCGCCCAAAUCACUUUUAACUGCAAUCAUUCGUUUGCCAACGUCUAGAAUCCAGUUAAUUGGAUAGCAAGAUGACUUUCUUUCGAAAGCGGUACGACAACCUCGCGGUGGUAGCUUAUAUUCACCCAGAUGAAGAUUGUGAUGGCGUCUCCUUCAUCCAGAGAGAGGUCAGGAGCAAUGGCAGGCUGCUUGAAGAGCAUGACGACAGGGUUGGCGGUCCCCAGUUUCGCAACAGGAAGGGUCGGGGCCCCUUCAGAGGCCGCAUGUACAGUGAGCAGGUGGGGCGGCCACGGAAUCGCGUGGGCCCCGGGGGAGGCGGUCCGAACCCCAGGACUCGGUUUGAAGACGACGACGGAGACGUGGCUAUGAACGACAGCUCGCAGGAUGGAACCCCGCAGCGUAGAUAUAAUCCCUACGAUAGGCCAAACCGCAGGGGGCACAACCGACCUGAUCGGGAUAGAAGGGGAGGCGGAGGCGGAGGUGGGGGCUAUGGAGGUGGACCUGCAGGAGGUGGGGGAGGAGGGGGAGCAGGACGCAAGAACUGGUUCAGGAUGACUAUUCCUCACGGAAAGAAAUAUGAGAAGAAGUGGCUACUGACUGUCUUAAAGGAUAAUUGUGCCAUGCCUUUCACGCCAAUUCAUUAUCAGACAGAGGGUAACAAAGUUCAGUUCUAUAUUGAGGAUGCUACUACAGCAAACGCUUUGCAAAAAGUCUCCCGCAAGAUCACGGACACUGAAGGCUACAAGGUGACUGUCUUGAUGAACUCUUGCCCACCGCCAGCCUUUAUCCAGACAGAACUGAAACCAGAGGACCUGGAGCACUUGAAGCAAUGUAUGGCGAAGCGUUUUGACGGCUCCCAGCAAGCCCUGGAUUUGAACAGCAUUCGUACAGACCCAGACCUGGUAUCUCAGAAUAUUGAUGUGGUCCUGAACCGGAAGAACUGCAUGCAAGCUGUUAUCAAGAUCAUCGAGGAGAACAUUCCUGAGCUGGUGUGUCUUAAUCUGAGCAACAAUCGGCUAUAUAAACUGGAUGAUUUGGCAGAGCUGAUCAGUAAAGCGCCCAACCUGAAGACUUUAAACCUUUCACAGAAUGAGCUGAGGACCGAGCGAGAGCUGGACAAGAUCAAAGGCUUCAAGCUGGUGGAGAUAUGGCUAGACAGGAACCCCCUGUGUGACCACUUCAAGGACCAGCCGAACUACAUCAGUGCUGUGCGAGAACGCUUCCCCAGGGUCCUUAAGCUGGAUGGCCAUGACCUCCCGCCUCCCAUAGGGUUUGAUGUGGAAGCUCCCACCACUUUACCCCCAUGCAAGGGCAGCUACUUUGUUUCGGAUGAAAUCAAAAGCCUCAUCUUGAGAUUCCUACAACAGUAUUAUAAUUGCUAUGACUCCGCUGACAGACAGCCCCUGCUGGAAGCCUACCACGAUGGGGCGUGCUUCUCCCUGAGCAUCCCCUUCUCCCUUCAGAACCCCUCUAGGUCGAGCCUUGGGGACUACCACAAGGACAGCCGCAAUAUUAAAAAGCUCAAAGAUCCUACUACACGGUUUCGCCUGCUCAAGCACACGCGCUUAAACGUGGUGGCCUUCCUGAACGAGCUGCCGAAAACCCAACACGAUACUGCAUCCUUUACUGUUGAUGUCAGCACUUACACUAACACGUUACUGUCAUUCACGGUCAGUGGGGUGUUCAAAGAAGUGGAUGGUAGAUCUAGAGACGCUGUCAGGGCAUUUUCCCGGAUCUUCAUCGCAGUACCAGCAGGGAAUGCAGGGCUUUGUAUCGUGAAUGAUGAGCUGUUUGUGCGGAACGCCACAACGGAGGAGAUCCGGAAAGCAUUUGCAGCCCCUGCCCCAACACCGUCCAGCAGCCCUGUGCCCACCCUCUCUGCCCCUCAGCAGGAAAUGCUCAGUUCCUUCUCCCAGAAGUCGGGCAUGAACCUGGAGUGGUCCCAGAAGUGUUUGCAAGAUAACGAUUGGGACUUCAACAGAGCUGCUGAGAUCUUCACACAGUUGAAGGCUCAGGGGAAGAUCCCAGAUGUUGCUUUCAUAAAGUGAAAAGGGAGAAAUAAAACCGAUUGUAAAAUAACUGAACUGUGAGAUGUAAUCAUACCAAUUUGUUUUUAUAUGGAUUUGCUUUACUGUUUUGUUUUUAUUCUAGUUAUCUUUUUGUCUAAUUGUCCAAACAUAGGAAACCUGACUACUCCCAAGUCUGGAGCUUUGUUUUUUUUUUAUAU